Molecule: messenger RNA, 2568 nt
Organism: Sceloporus undulatus (fence lizard)
Lineage: Eukaryota; Metazoa; Chordata; Lepidosauria; Squamata; Phrynosomatidae
Gene: ARHGEF6
Product: Rac/Cdc42 guanine nucleotide exchange factor 6
Exons: 22
Coding region: 19-2346 (775 amino acids)
Molecular function (GO): protein binding; guanyl-nucleotide exchange factor activity
Source: RefSeq, a predicted model, not a curated record
CAUUAAAACCGUGCAGCCAUGAACCCAGAAGAGCAAAUUGUGACCUGGCUGAUUUCAAUGGGAGCCUUAAACUCCCCUAAAAUGAAGAUUGGAGACCCUCUGCAGUUCCUCAAGGCAUCCCUGAAAGACGGGGUAGUGCUGUGCAAACUGAUUCUCCGGCUUCUUCCGGGGUCCAUAGACAAGUAUUGCCCGGAGCCCAAGACAGAAGCCGACUGCGUUGGCAACAUCAAGGCCUUUCUGAAUGGAUGCGCGACGCUGAAAGUCGAGCUGUUUGAUGCACAUGAUCUAUAUAUGGGAGACAACUUUCCCCAGGUACUGAAUACCCUUGCAGCGAUCAACAAAGCUACUGAAGAUCAGCAAUGCACCAGGCCAUGCUCUCGCCUGUCGUCUCCUAGAUCCCCGGCAGGGGACUGCUCUCUUUCCACACAAGCCACUUCUCCUAAGUCGCCAAGGACCUUGCGCAGGCAGUCAAAAGCAGUGGAGAUGACUGAAAACGGCAACCACCAGCUGGUGGUCCGGGCCCGGUUCCACUUCAAGCAAACCAAUGAAGAUGAGUUGUCAAUCAACAAAGGCGACAUCAUUUACGUCACCCGGGUCGAAGAAGGGGGCUGGUGGGAAGGAACCCUCAAUGGGAAGACAGGCUGGUUCCCCAGCAACUACGUCAGAGAAAUUAAAUCCACCGAUAAACCUCUCUCCCCGAAAGCUUUGAAAAAUGCUGAAAGCCCUCAACUUACCAAGAAUUACUAUGCAGUGGUACUUCAGAAUAUUUUGGAAACAGAGCGAGACUACGCCAAGGAGCUACAGUCACUUCUAAGUACAUACUUGAGGCCUCUCCAGUCCUAUGACAAGUUGAGCGCCGUGGACAUUGCGUCGUUACUUGGAAACGUAGAUGAGAUCUGCGCCUUUCAGCAAAACCUUAACCAGGCUCUGGAAGAAUGUGCCAAGCUUCCGGAGCAUCAGCAAAAAGUAGGAGGUUGCUUCAUCCACCGAAUGACCCAGUUCAGAUCGCUAUACCUCUCCUAUUGUGCUAACCACCCUUCCGCUGUCAAUGUCUUGACCCAGCACAGUGACGAAUUAGAAAAGUUCAUGGAGCUCCAAGGAGCAACGUGCUCAGGGAUCUUGACCUUAACCAUGAGCCUCAGCAAGCCCUUCACACGUCUGGAUAAAUACAUCUCUCUUCUGCAGGAACUCGAGCGACACAUGGAGGAGGCACAUCCGGACCACGAAGACGUCUUGAAAGCUGUCACAUCCUUCAAGACUCUUGUGUCCCAGUGCCAGGAGAUGAGAAAGAGGAAGCAGCUCGAACUCCAGAUCCUUUCAGAGUCCAUCCAGGGAUGGGAAGGCGAUGAUAUCAGGUCAAUGGGAAGCAUCCUUUAUAUGUCACAAGUCAUGGUCCAGUACGGAGGAAGCGAGGAGAAGGAAGAAAGAUAUUUCAUGUUGUUUGCAAAUGUUCUGCUGAUGCUUUCGGCAAGUCCCCGGAUGAGUGGGUUUAUGUAUCAGGGAAAGCUCCCUUUAAUAGGAAUGGUGGUGACAAAACUAGAAGAUGUGGAUGGGGCUGAGCAUGCUUUUGAGAUAUCAGGAGGCAUGAUAGACCGCAUCACGGUCCACUGCAAUAGCAGCCACGACCUGCACGAAUGGCUUGACCAUUUGCAAAGGCUGCCCCGAGGGACAGCGUCCAGCGGCACCCUCUCCAAGACACACUCAUGGAGCCCCCAUUCGACAUUCAGCUCUACCGGACAAUCGCGAGGCCCGCUGGAGCCUCCGAAAAUCCUUAAGCCCUGGACCUUAAGUUGCCUCCGACCCGCCCCUCCUCUCCGGCCUUCGGUGGCACUCAGCUACAAAGAGCGGAUGUCUUACAUCUUGAAGGAUUCCAGCAAGAGUCCAAAAACGAUGAAAAAGUUUCUUCCCAAAAGGAAAACUGAGAGGAAACCAUCAGAUGAGGAAUUUGUCAUUAGAAAAAGUACUGCUGCCUUGGAGGAAGAUGCUCAGAUCCUGAAAGUGAUCGAGGCCUAUUGCACCGGAGCAAGCUUCCAACAGACCCUUACUUCAGGUUCCCGUAAAGAAUCCGUCCCGCAAGUCCUGCUUCCAGAGGAAGAGAAGAUCAUAAUUGAGGAAACGCGAAGCAAUGGGCAAACAAUCACAGAAGAAAAGAGCCUUGUGGACACUGUCUAUGCACUGAAAGAUGAGGUCAAGGAACUGAAGCAGGAGAAUAAACGGAUGAAGCAAUGCUUGGAAGAAGAACUGAAGUCCAGGAAAGAAUUAGAGAAGUUAGUUCGGCGGUUGCUGAAGCAAACCGAUGAAUGUGUCAGGGAAGAAACCGGCCGGAGAUCCUCGGUCCUAGCUUGAUUUCUUAACGCCACCCUUGGCAGGUUGGACAUGAAGGCAGGUAUUCCUGGGAAGCGGAAUUGUAGAGUUGGAUUCCUCUCGCUCCUUAGAUAUAUAUAUAUAUAUUUGUGUGUGUCUCUGUGUGUGUGUUUUACUUGUUUUGGGUUUGUUCUGUUUCGAACAAGAAAGGAACGACAAUGGCUGUGAUCUUUUUUUCCUCUUCUCCCCACUUCAAGAAGUCAA